Lindgomyces ingoldianus is the source of this 1155-nucleotide messenger RNA. Its product is annotated as glycerate dehydrogenase. Bases 1 to 1155 code for a protein of 384 amino acids. The record is from RefSeq and is a predicted model, not a curated record. NCBI's taxonomy places the organism in Eukaryota, Fungi, Ascomycota, Dothideomycetes, Pleosporales, Lindgomycetaceae. Gene Ontology annotation, molecular function: NAD binding; oxidoreductase activity, acting on the CH-OH group of donors, NAD or NADP as acceptor. The transcript has a single exon.
AUGGCAACUCUAAGCCCUGUCAAGCUUGCGAUCCUCGACGACUACCACAACAUCGUAGCCCCACACUUCUCCCAUAUUGAUCCCUCCAAACUCAGCAUAACAACGUUCAAUGACACACUUCCCGUAUACACGCACUCCGCCACAACCGACGAAGACCGCAGAGCACUGGUGGAACGCUUGAAGCCGUUUACAGUCCUCUCGACGCUUCGCGAACGAACACCGUUUCCAGGUGAACUCCUGCGUCAGUUGCCGAACCUUAAAGUUCUCCUCGCCACCGGAACGCAAUUCGAGACAUUUGAUCUCAAGGCGGCAAAGGAGCUUGGAAUCACAGUAUGUGCUGCGCCUGGAAAGGGCAGAACAGAUGGGAAAGGCAGCGGCCUGUCAGCACGAGCAAAGAUAGAUAUCAAGAAAGGAGGUGGGCACCCGACGACGCAACAUGCAUGGGCUCUCAUAUUAGCUUUAGCUCGGAACGUGGCUAUGGAUGAUGCAGUUGUAAAGGGGAAGGGAGGUCCGCCGGGUUGGCAGACAGAGCUUGCAAUUGGACUGCAAGGCAAGACUUUGGGCUUGGUAGGGUUUGGGAGGAUUGGAGCUUUAACCGCUAGGGUUGGAGUGCUGGCCUGGGGCAUGAAGAUCAUAUGUUGGAGCGAGAACUUGACGCAAGAGAAGGCGGAUAAGUUAGCGGAAGAUGUAGGGCUGCCGGUGACAGGUGGAGGCGUCGUUGGGGAGGGCGAGAAAACUUUCAAGGUCGUCAAUAAAGAGGAUUUGUUUAUGGAUUCCGACGUUGUAAGCUUGCACUACGUUCUUAGCCCACGUUCUCGGGGGAUCGUAGGCGCAAAGGAAUUAGCCUGGAUGAGACACUCGGCUCUCAUAAUCAAUACCUCGAGGGGGCCACUGAUAGAUGAAACCGCACUCCUUGAUACACUUCGGAAUGGACGAAUUCGGGGCGCCGCGUUAGAUGUCUUCGACAUUGAGCCUCUCCCAGCCGACAGCCCGUGGCGAUCUGAGGAUUGGGACGUCAAAGGUAAGAGCAGGGUCCUUCUAACCCCGCAUAUGGGAUAUGUCGAAGAAACAACAUUGCACACCUGGUUUGAGGAGACUGCGGAGAAUGUUGAGAGAUAUCUUGAUGGGAAGCAUCUGCUGCAUCCAUUAACCUGA